Messenger RNA from Mycena citricolor, 2705 nucleotides. The record is from the annotation of a GenBank genome assembly. Lineage: Eukaryota; Fungi; Basidiomycota; Agaricomycetes; Agaricales; Mycenaceae.
CUAAUCAUACCGGAUCUAAUCUCAGCUUGGGUGAUCCGGAAACUGCAUAGUUUAGAACCACGUGCACUCAUCAGCUCUCUCGUAGAUUCGAGCCUCCUCAAGACAACUAAUGGCCAGAAGUAAAGAACUCGUCCCCGGCGUCGGCCGUCUUUCUCGCUCCCAGGUUGCCGCCUACCGUGGUCUGCACAAGGGUGCCAAAAAGUCCGACAAGCCCGCUGCAACUGAGUCGCCGGCGACUGUCGAGAAAACUGUCGGUGGAGCCAACAACGGCGGAAAGCGACUCGUGCCUACCUCCAAGGCCUCGCGCUUCUACCCCGCUGAGGACGUUCGCCAACCCAAAAAGAGCCGCAAGACCGCGAAACCCACACACCUUCGCUCUUCCAUCACCCCUGGCACCAUCCUCAUCCUCCUUGCCGGUCGUUUCCGUGGCAAGCGUGUUGUUUUCCUGAAGCAGUUGGAGAGCGGUCUUUUGUUGGUUACUGGCCCCUUCAAGGUCAAUGGUGUGCCCCUCCGACGGGUAAACCAGGCCUAUGUUAUCGCCACCUCGACCAAGAUUGCGCUUGACGGCUUCAAGAUUGACGAGAAAAUCAAUGACUCAUAUUUCGCCAAGGCAGCCGUGAAGGGAUCUCAGUCUGCAGAGGCAGAGUUCUUCGAGAACGGGAAGCCCAAGGCUAAGGAGGCCUUCCCUGAAUCCAAGUCGGCUGACCAGAAGGAGAUCGACAAGGCUAUCCUUGCCUCGCUGAAGAAGACGGAGAACCUCGCCAAAUACCUCAAAGCGAGCUGGGGUCUCUCCAAGGGACAGUUCCCUCACCAGAUGGUCUUCUGAGGGGUGUAUCAGGCUCUUCUUUAUGCGAUGUAUGUUGUUAUGAAUCCCUCGAAAACUACAUGCCAUCAUCACUUCUACACUGCAAUGCCUGGCUCAUAAAUGUCCGUCAAGUGUCCUGUAUCUCAUAAUUGAUGUCCUGGUGAAGGAUAGGUGCGGUAUGCCUAACCAGAUUCCUGCCCUGGGGCAGAUUUGUAUGUAACAUGGAAUUUCGGCCCGAUUUUCUGAUGUUUGCUCUUUCACGUCAACUUCCACCACGAACGCUCAAACGUGUUCCCGGACGCGCUCCUUCAAACAAACGCUUUUUCAUACAAUCUCUCUGCGAUGGAUUCCUGGAUUUAGCCACUGCUCUGCCGUACCCGCCGUCUGUUCCACCAUAUGCUACCACAAUAAUACUGGCCACCGUAGCUUCGCGUCUCGCUCUCUUUCCGAUCGCUCUUUGGGUCAGUUCGACCAUGUUUGAACGCCCGGCGAAGCGUUCUGACAUAGCUAAAGGGAAGGAACCGGGUUCGACGUCUUGAAAAUGUCGUCCUACCUGAAGUCGAGAGGAUUAAGCCGAUUAUAUCCAAACGAGUACUCGAAGAAAUGAAGAAGGAGGGAAUGCCUAAAGAGAUGCUAGUUCCUGCCACUCUUCAGCGGAUACAUAUGUCACGAAUGAUGCAAAGAGUCAAGGCUGAGCAAAAAAGGUUGAUUGCGCAACACAAAUGCCAUCCUGUCCUCUCCAUGGCUGUGAGCCCACUCAGCCAACUUCCUGUCUUCGUUGUCAUGAGUAUCAUGUUCAACCGCCUGGCUCAAGACCCCACACCAUUCGACUCUGAGGCGUUCUUCACUCUGACGACGUUGAAUCAUCCUGACCAGACAUGGACCUUGCCGAUCAUCCUGGGUAUGGUCACCAUGGCCAACGUCGAAUCGAACAACUGGCUCAUGAGCGCAUAUCAAAGAGAACGACUGAGAAAGGCGGAAGAGCACAGGCAAAAGCUCGCUGCCAGUGGUCAGAUGACGAUACGCCCCCAGAGAGUCGUGAAAAGCGUUUUGAACGUACUGUCCGUGGCGCGUAUCCUUCUCGCUGCCAUCAGUCCUGGAAGUGUCGUUCUCUACUGGACGACCUCGGCGACGUUUGGUCUCGUUCAGACUUGGAUAUUGGAUUAUUCGCCAGCACAUAGAGCCAAGACACUCGAGAGUGUUCAAGUGCAGACUCCAGUGAAGACGACAAUCCCUGAAGCGAAAGCCCCAGCUGCCCAGCUGAAAGCUCCAGUCACUCCUGGGAAAGCUCCGAGCGCUGCGGAGAAAUCCACUCCAAACCUGCCAAUGUCUCUUCCUCCAAAAAGAAAAGCAAACGAUCAUAGGCCAGUCAUGUAGCAAGUGAGUAGCAGUAGAGGCGUAGGCGUACAUGAUUCAAAAAUACAACUAAUCACAACCAAUCAUCUUCGCAACCAAAUAUUUUGAUCAGCCCAUACCGCCCCAGACGCCUCGUAUCCUUCGCGCUAGCUGAAUAUCUCGCUGCAUCAACGUAACCCGUUUGGCGUGGAUGGCACAAAGAUUCCUUGAAUUCUGUCAGUUAAGUCGCGAGGAUCGACCAAUGAUGAGCUCAUACGCGUCUUCAAAUAGAUGGACCAGGUACGCUUCCGUAGCCUCUUGCAAUGCCAUUAGAGCAGAGCUUUGCCACCGUAAUCCGGCUCCGGGACCAUAAUUGUUGUUCAUGUCCGUCAUUAAAUCGUUGGCAAUUUCCCGAACCUGGAUAGCGCAAAUGAGAGACGAAACAGAUCACAGGGGGAUUGUAGCCACCAGACGAGCGAAUGGCAGCUUUCUCAGCAAGAGGUCGGUCGACUUCUGGUACUUGCGGAUCUCACGCAGUGCCACAGUCCCAGGUCGGAAACGUUUC